UUUAUUCGUUUUUUUGCUUUGCAUUCGCUUUGAGAUGUUAUUAGGUGAGGUGCUCAUCAGGUGCAGGAUGCAUGUGCCCCAUGUGUCUUUCGAUCUGGUUGCAUAGUAGACGGUCAAAUGAUAUCAAUGGCAUUUUGGAAGGUUACCUUUGAUAGAUGGCAACAGUUGCAUUUGACCAUCCCAGUGUUAGAAGUGGUGGUGGCUAAGGUGCGUAGUGACCCGCUCUAUCCACUGGGGGAUGAUCGAGUUCUGCCUGCGCUGCGGCACAUGCUCGACUUGGACGAGGCACAACUCCUCAAUAACACGCACAAUGGGAAAUUGGGGAGGUAGAGGCAACGGACAGAUGUGUGAUGCGCUUACUUAACCGUGGGCGAUUUCACAUAUCAACAUAAACUUUUAUUUGUCCUCUCUCCGACGCAGCUUCUUUGACCAGGCUGAGCUAUUGAUACUCGCUAGACCUGCGUUUUAAUUGUAUUUUUUGUUGCUGUCAGCACCGUUGCAGCGGUGGAUAUUUUUUUCGGGAAUGGGGGUGAUACUCAAUAGAUAGAUCCUGUUGAAUUGAGACAAGGCAACGCCGAGACGCGUCCAAAAAGUGUAAUCCCUCGAGUGCAAUCGACCACAGAUGUAUAGGUGAUAUGUUCGCCGGUUGGAUACGUCGAGGGAUUUUAAUAUUCCCAAAACAAGAUGCGAAAUUGGGCAAACCAAGGAAUUGCAUCCUCACCUACAGCACAUUGUGUAAGGUGCUGAGACGAUUUCGCUCGGCCUUUAUCAAAUCUGCUGAAGACGUCAGCGGAAUAAAGUCAUUCAGAAUCACUGAAGGUGUACAGCAUAAAAGGGCCGGUUUUCUCAUCACCUAAAAUGGCAACCAGGAGGGACCACGAAAAGGCAAAAAUGCCGUAUUUCUGCAAGUACUCACACUGGAGUUAAACACCUGAGGGACAAAUUAGGUGGUUUUGUCAAUAUAUUGUCCAACAUCUGGUGAUUUAAUAGGCUAUACAUUUGAAAAGCCUAAAAGGCCUACCCAUCCACAGCCUAUAUUCACUUGGCUGUAAUAAUGAUGUCAUAAAAUAAGGAGUCCGUUUACAAAAAUAUAUUCAUGUGUUCUAUGUCAAAGACAAUGUGAACUAUAUUGCAAAAAUGGACUUUUAAUUACGCAUUCUUAAGUCACCUAAGACUCACUGAAUAACAGGUGCCUGCUAUCUGUCAAAGCAGGAGCAACCAACCUGUGAGCCCUUUGCUACAAUUUGCUACUUCCCAUUGUCCUACACGUGUCGUCGCUAAAGGGAUUAUAUCAUUCACCGAGAACUGAAUCUACACCCUCCUCAAAAUGGAGUUUGCCAUGAUAGGUGCAGAUAAUGGGUGCAAAACUCGACUGCCUUACGGGUAUGCUCGCGCACGGGAAAGGGAGCACGAAAGGGAGAGACAGGUACAGCAGGCAACAGCCGCUGCGGAAGGUGCAGCAAGUGGAGAGGGAGGAGAGUCCUCUGGCCAUCUCCAUAACAACCACCAGCAGCAUCAGUCUCGCACCGCCUCCUCAUCAAAUGCCAACAACAGUAGCGGCAGUACCGCCUCGCGCCCCUCCUCCUCGCAACAGCCACAGCAGCACCACCAUGAGUCCGAGCAGCAGGUUCUCCGAGAAAGAAAAAAGCAACGCGGCGUAGGACGUUGGAGAAGGAGUCGCCAGACUCUCGGUGGGGACUUGCGCCACUCGGAGUUGGCGCUACUUGGAUCAGAGGAGGAUAUGAUAGAGGAGGACGAGGCGGAAGGCGGAGAAGAGGAGGACAGGGGAAGCAAGAGUUCCAGUUUUCUCUGUAAUAUGGAUGAUGAAGAUACUGUCUCACUCACAGACAGACGUCCCCAAUCAGGAUACGCAAAUGUUUACAGUGAGUAUGGGUGCUGCGAAAGAGUUGUUAUUAAUGUGUCCGGACUAAAGUUUGAAACUCAACUUAAGACUCUCACACAGUUUCCUGACACUCUUUUGGGAGACCCGGACAAACGAAUCAGGUACUUCGACCCUCUAAGGAACGAAUAUUUUUUUGACAGGAACCGACCAAGCUUCGACGCCAUUCUUUAUUAUUACCAGUCAGGGGGGCGAUUGAAGAGACCCCAAAAUGUACCUUUUGACAUCUUCUCCGAGGAGGUGAAAUUCUAUGAACUCGGAGAGGAGGCAAUAUUGAAGUUUCGGGAGGAUGAGGGUUUUGUCAAAGAGGAAGAGAAACCCUUACCAGAGGACGAGUUCAAACGCCAAGUGUGGCUUCUUUUUGAAUACCCAGAGAGCUCACAACCUGCGAGAGGGAUUGCAGUCGUGUCCGUUUUAGUCAUCGUUAUAUCAAUAGUCAUUUUCUGUAUGGAAACGUUGCCAGAGUUCAGGGACGAAAAAGAAUACCUUAAACCACGAGACAAUUCGACAGAACCUCAUGGACAGACCCCUUUUAACGACCCUUUUUUCAUUGUGGAGACGGUAUGCAUUAUUUGGUUUUCAUUUGAGAUUAUAGUGCGCUUCUUUGCAAGUCCAAGUAAAACGGAUUUCUUUAAAAACAUUAUGAAUACUAUAGACAUUGUAUCGAUUUUGCCUUAUUUCAUCACGCUCGGCACAGAUCUUGCCCAACAGCAAGGCAAAGGGGACCAGGCAAUGAGUUUUGCAAUCUUGAGAAUAAUCCGCCUUGUCAGAGUCUUUCGCAUAUUCAAACUCUCCAGGCACUCCAAAGGACUGCAGAUCCUCGGACAUACCCUCCGCGCCAGUAUGAGGGAACUAGCGCUUCUGAUUUUCUUCCUCGUCAUUGGUGUUAUUUUGUUCUCAAGUGCAGUGUACUUCGCCGAGGCAGACGAACCCGCGUCUCAAUUCACGAGUAUUCCCGACGCUUUUUGGUGGGCUGUCGUCACUAUGACCACGGUCGGAUAUGGAGACAUGAAACCAAUAACUGUCGGUGGCAAGAUAGUGGGCUCUCUCUGUGCCAUAGCGGGUGUGUUAACCAUAGCUCUUCCAGUGCCCGUCAUUGUAUCCAACUUCAAUUACUUCUACCACAGGGAGACUGAUAAUGAAGCGGACCCGCCACCGGUUGUUGAAACCCCACCACCUGUCUGCCCCUAUUUCCCCAACUUUCUAAAGAAAUUCAAAGGGUCCCCCUCAGGCUCUUCGCUGGGUGAUAAAGCGGAGUACAUGGAGAUGGAAGAGGGGGUAACGGAGUCGCUGUGUGGGGUGGAUACAAGCCUGAGUAAAGGAAACGGGACAGACAUUGGCAGGAAAAACAGUACAAGUUCAAAGUCACAACAGACUGACGUGUGAUGACAAAAAAAAAAGAUUAUUCUCGUGAAGAAAAUAUAUGCUGUCAUAUCGCACACACAUAGGUGGUCAGACUCACACAAGUGCGCACUUGCGCGCAUGCACACACACACUUUAUAUUUAGCUAGAUCUUGGGAAGCUCAAACAUGGGUGUUUUAUUUUGCCAUGUGGCUGCUUAGAGGAAUAUAGGCCUACGGAAAAUAGACGCCCAAAUCAAAAGCUUUAAAACUAUUAUGACCAAUGUAAUCAGAUGAUAUCAGAUAUCGGCUACCUAUCAGGGCCUCGUAAACCUACAAAUGAAAUCGAAAAUAUUUAAGGGACAAGCUAAUGCAUAUGCACUUUAUGAGUUUCAUUUGUCAAUAAUGGAAGGGGAGAAAUAGUUAUUGUUUUGCUGUUAUGCGAUCAAGUCAACGUUUAUAGUAGGCCUAGUUUGCACUAUUGUAAAAGCUUGUUUGAGACGCUGACUUUCAAGAGAGAUAGACUUGGAAGUUAUAUUGAGAGACAGAAACUGUAGGACAUAUGGCAACCUAGACACCCUUCGUCUGACAUAAUGAGUAUUGAGAUGUUUUUAUUCUGAACAAGAAUCAAUUCUUAUUGCGUUUCAGUGUAGGUCUAACCCCUCUGUGUACACAAUAAAAUAAUCAUUCAAUAUCGACCGGAAACAAAUUGAAUAGCUAAAUAAUUUGUGAGAUUCUUGAGUAAAUGAGCAUGAUGCCUAUUUUGGCAGCACACUGAGGUCAACAAGUGAGACGCUUGGCAAACAACAUUCUUUGCAACGAUUAGGACAAAAUAAAGCCUUGUAUUGACCGACCACCGAGGUGAAGCACAGGAAUUACACUAGCUCCUCUGCAGACUGACAUGAGAAAUUGCUCCACACUGGCAGUCACGAGAGGUCCUGCACGGAUAUCUUGUGCGACUACAACUCCGUCCCUUUAAAACCACCUCAAACUAACGGACAAUAUCCCUUUACACGGACGUUGACUGAAACUUAUUUGGGGAAAAAAUUACUGUCAUCAUGGAAACUUUGGGUUUGUGAACUUAAUCAGUUGUUCGCUGGACCUAGUGCACAUUUCUCUAAAAUGAGAAAGGAAGGUCUGUUGGUCAUCCCAGAAAGCACCAAGAUCUCCAGCAGGCGGCUGUUUUCCAAGUGCUGUCAGUUGAUGGCUUAGGAGAGGAUGUGCUGGCUGGUACUCUUGGAAUUGGCAGAGAAAGAGCAAAUAUUAUGACUGGUCAUCUGGGGUGAGACAACGGACAUCGAUAACCACAGAUCUACUGCAAGAGUGAACCCAGCGAUCGGACAUCGGAAGUUUGAAUGGACAAAUUAGACAGUGGGACACUAUACGGAGUGCACAAGGAACGAAAAUCUUUCCUAGUAAACCUGGAGGCAGGGAAAUGAGUAAGUCAUGGCCCAAAUGAUUGCCUUAAUUAUUACAUAUAUACCAAUAUAUGAAGUGAUGAAACUAGAGACUUAUCUGAGUUCAAAUAUGUUUUUCUUUAUGUGUGAAACAGUGUCUUGUAAGGAACAGAUGUGAAUAUUUUAAUAAGAUAGAGAAAAAUUGUUUGGUUGUAAUGUCGACAAUGUUUUAGUUGGGUCUGCUUUGUAGGUGUCAUUGAUAACCAAAUGGUGGAGCUGCUCUCUGCUUACUUGCAGCCAGCAGAAUGAGUUGAUCUAUUUUUAUCUCGUUUCGUAUUGUCAACCAAAAUAAGGCUGGCUUGAGGCGGAGCUGCUCACUCAGCUACCAGCUACAAUGUCUUUCAAUUCACAACAUCGUGUUAUGACAACUAUAUUCCAACUCAGAAAGGAGUAGGGAGUCAAAAAUUAGACAAAAUGACUCUACAAUAUACAUGAAACAUAUCUGAUUAUUUUUCUCCUCUUUUUUUUCACAUACUGUAAGCAUCUGUUCACACACUCUCAAACACAAAAGAUGUCAGGUACGCACACACACACACACACACACACACACACACACACACACACACACACACACACACACACACACACACACACACACACACACACACACACAGAAUGAUCUACCGAAGUGACACAAAGGGUUUUCCCUAAGAUGCAAAUUGUAUUAUGUUAGUGAUAGAAUUGACCAGCUGCUUUGUUGACGCAAACCUCGAUCCAUUUAAAGUUAACUGUAUGCAAAGUAACAUGGAAGUGUGUUCUAUAUUU
Molecule: messenger RNA, 5462 nt
Organism: Salmo salar (Atlantic salmon)
Lineage: Eukaryota; Metazoa; Chordata; Actinopteri; Salmoniformes; Salmonidae
Product: potassium voltage-gated channel subfamily A member 1
Biological process (GO): protein homooligomerization; action potential; potassium ion transmembrane transport
Cellular component (GO): voltage-gated potassium channel complex; dendritic spine; axon
Molecular function (GO): delayed rectifier potassium channel activity; potassium ion binding; protein binding
Source: RefSeq, a predicted model, not a curated record